AAUCCAUUCAGCUGUCAGUGUGAGACAGCAGCACACCGAGUCAGUCCACUCUGAAUGUGCCACUCGUUACAGACGGGCGAUUCCUCAUCUCUCUUUCUCUAUUCAGUAUGGCAAAACAACACGGUGAAGGCGGGGAUAUCAGCAUCUGCGUACAUGGGAGCCUGUUAUAACAGCCAAGUUUAGUUUCCACUAGAGUUCAACACUCUAGAUACACGCUUGUAAAUGCAUAUUGGAAAAUGAAAGCGAAGAGAUCAGAGAUGUGGAGAGCCGCUGUCCUGCUGCUGUUAACCGGCUGCGUGUGCGCGAGUAUGCCCGAGGAGCCGGCGGACAGAGCGACUCCAUCUGACGGCUAUUGCAGCUGGAUAACGCGGGCUCAGCCUCACGGAGCUGGAGGCAGGAGGGAGGGCUUCAGUGAGUUCAGACUGCGAGUGGAAGGAGACCCGGAGCAUUAUCAACCCGGCAGCACUUACCGAGUAACCCUGUAUGCAACCAACCCUGCAUACUUCAGAGGCUUUACCCUUAUCGCUCUGAAGGAAGGGCACAAUGGUGACCAAGAGGAGGAUUAUGCUGGAAAUUUCCAGAUAAUCGAUGAGGAAGACGCACAGUUUAUGACAAACUGCCCUCCAGCAGUGACAGAAAGCACCCCACGAAGGAGGACCAGGAUACAGGUGUUCUGGAUAGCACCCCCAUCAGGCAGUGGCUGUGUACUGUUGAAAGCUAGUAUCGUUCAGAGGAAGAUCAUCUCAUUCCAGGAUGAAGGCUCACUCACGAAGCGGAUGUGUGAGAAAGAGCCACAGUAUGGAGAAACCACAGACAAACCCCUGCUGGACUGCUGUGCCUGUGGAACUGCCAAAUACAGAGUCACCUUCUAUGGGAACUGGUCAGAGAAAUUGCACCCAAAAGACUACCCAAGGAGAGCCAAUCACUGGUCAGCCCUCAUUGGAGCUUCCCAUUCGAAGAACUAUAUAUUGUGGGAGUAUGGAGGUUAUGUCAGUGAAGGAGUCAAACAGGUCGCUGAACUGGGCUCACCGGUCAAGAUGGAGGAGGAGAUCCGUCAGAAGGGUGAUGAGGUCUUGACUGUCAUAAAGAUGAAGGCCCAAUGGCCAGCCUGGCAGCCCCUCAAUGUUCGAGCGGCUCCUUCAGCCGAGUUCUCAGUGGACCGCACACGUCACCUGAUGUCCUUUCUGACCAUGCUGGGUCCCAGUCCUGACUGGAACGUGGGUCUGUCGUCUGAGGAUCUUUGCACCAAAGAGUGUGGCUGGGUCCAGAAGGUGGUUCAGGACCUCAUUCCAUGGGAUGCGGGGACAGACAACGGGGUCACUUAUGAGUCUCCCAACAAGCCUACAACACCUCAGGAGAAAAUUCGUCCCCUCACAAGUUUAGACCAUCCACAGAGCCCUUUCUACGACCCAGAAGGUGGUGCAAUCACUCCUGUGGCCAGAGUUGUCGUGGAGAGAAUUGCCCGAAAGGGCGAACAGUGCAACAUUGUGCCUGAUAAUGUGGAUGACAUUGUGGCUGACAUUGCCCAGGAGGAAAAAGAAGAAGAUGACACUCCAGAGACAUGUAUCUACUCCAACUGGUCUCCGUGGUCUGCAUGCAGCUCCUCGACGUGUGAGAAGGGGAAGAGGAUGAGGCAGAGGAUGCUGAAGGCACAGCUGGAUCUCAGCGUGCCCUGUCCACAUACUCAAGACUUUGAGCCCUGCAUGGGGCCUGGCUGCAGUGAUGAAGAUGCUUCCACUUGCAUGAUGUCAGAAUGGAUCACAUGGUCACCAUGCAGUAUGUCAUGUGGUGCAGGUGUGCGUUCUAGGGAGCGCUAUGUAAAACAGUUUCCUGACGAUGGCUUUGCUUGCACCCAUUCCACUGAAGAGACAGAGCCAUGCACUGUCAAUGAUGACUGCUCUCCAAGCAGUUGCUUGGUUACUGAAUGGGGUGAAUGGGAUGCAUGCAGCGCCACCUGUGGGCUUGGCAUGAAGAGAAGGGAGCGGAUGGUGAAAAUGCCCCCGUCUGAUGGCUCCAUUUGUGGGGCUGAGGUGGUGGAAGUGGAGAGGUGUAUGAUGCCAGAAUGCCAUACAAUCCCAUGUUUACUGUCCCCGUGGUCAGACUGGAGUGAUUGCAGUGUGACGUGUGGUAAAGGCACACGGAUACGUCAGCGUAUGCUUAAAUCACCUGUGGAGUUGGGAGAAUGCAAGGAGGAGCUGGAACAGGUGGAGAAAUGCAUGCUGCCAGAGUGUCCGAUGGAUUGUGUGAUGUCAGAGUGGUCCGAGUGGUCAGAGUGCAGUAAAUCCUGUGGGAAGGGUCAUUUGAUCCGCUCACGCAUGAUCACUCUGGAGCCUCAGUUUGGUGGGGAUCUGUGCCCUGAGACCACACAGAGAAAAACAUGCAAGAUCAAGAAGUGUAAUCAAGGAGGAUUAAACAGUGAUGAGAGAAAGAGGCGCAAGGAAGACCGUAAGAAGAGGAGGAACAAACAGGGAAGGGAGGAGAGUGCCGACGAGCUCGCAGGAUGUAAAAUGAAGCCAUGGUCUGCAUGGAUUGACUGUACCAAGCUGUGUGGUGGGGGAAUCCAGGAGCGGUUAAUGACAGCCAAGAAGAGAUAUAAGAAUGCACAAGUAACUAGCUGUAAAGACCGAAAGGAGAUACGGGCCUGCAAUGUCCAUCCCUGCUAGGGCUGUACUGAAUGGGCUUGUAUGAUGGGACCCAAUCUAGAUUAUGAACAGACUGUGACACACUGUCUUGCAGUAUAUUUAAUGCUCUCUGUUUCGGGUUGGAAAGCUGCAACAGGUAGUCUGUUAUUUUUACUCUUAUUUUCUAAAAUGUAUUGUGACCCAGGCAUUGUCUAGCCUGUAAAGGAAUUGGAAACCAAGAGGGAGGGUGCUCAGAGUUGCAAUGUACUGUACAAAUUCAGAUUUAAUAUGCAUAAGUAUUUUAAGAGUAACAGCUCUCUGUGAAUCUUUGAAGAGGGGUAUUAUUUUGAAGAUUGAUUUUUCACAAGCAGGACCAUGUCAUAUUAAAGAUUAAUUCUGACAUGAAAUGCAAAACAAAUUUCUCCUUUUAUACUCUGUGAUCCAAUCACACACACACACACACACACACACACACACAUACAGAAAAAUAG
Molecule: messenger RNA, 3112 nt
Organism: Cyprinus carpio (common carp)
Lineage: Eukaryota; Metazoa; Chordata; Actinopteri; Cypriniformes; Cyprinidae
Product: spondin-1-like
Biological process (GO): cell adhesion
Cellular component (GO): extracellular matrix
Source: RefSeq, a predicted model, not a curated record